CUCUCUCUCUCUCUCAAUCUCUCUUUCAACCCCCAAAGUCAGCGUCUUUUCUCUCUCUUCCCCUCCAUCUCUCUCCACCCAACAUGCGCACGCAGGUGAAACAGGGGCAGACGCAGGUACACAUGUGAUUGAGUCAUUAACGGGGACCGAAAACGGUUUGUGGGAUUACCAAUCACGAGUUCCGAGGCCCCCCCGUUUGUUUAAUGGCCGACGGGUGGGAUUUGCAUGCGGUGGUGAGCGGCUGCACCACCGCCACCGUUAACGGCCAAACCAACAACGUUGAGGACCCGUUACCGGAUUUGGCUUCUCUCACCUUUACCAACGACGACGACACCCCGUUCUACUAUCCGGGUUUCGGGGAUAACUCGGAUUUCGAAUGCGAAGGUUUGGAACAAAUUUACCGGAGUUUUAAUUUCCUGAAGCCACGGCCAAACAACCCCUGUACUUCCUCAAUUUCCCCAACCCAACAAGAGGCGCAAUCACUACCGCCGCCGCCGCCACCACAAACGAUGGUGCAAGUGCAACAACUAAUAACUCCUCAGUUGAUCAAGAACUCUCGCGCCGGUUCUUCUCUCGCUUUACCGGCCACCGUUCGAUCUCGAAGAAGGAAGAAUCAACAGACGAAGUUGGUGCGUCAGAUGAGCCACGAGGAACUGUUGGGAGAUUCGUGGGCGUGGCGGAAGUACGGUCAGAAACCGAUCAAAGGUUCGCCGUACCCGAGGAACUACUACAGAUGCAGCACCUCCAAAGGUUGCGGUGCGAGGAAGCAAGUGGAGAAAAGCCCCUCCGAUCCCGACAUCUACGUCGUCUCCUACUCCGGCGAGCACACCCACCCCCGUCCGACGCACCGCAAUUCCCUCGCCGGAACCACCCGCGCCAAGUUCUCAUCAAGACCCACCGCCGCCGGAGCCUCGUCCGAACCACCCUCCGCCGUGGGGACCGUAGCCAACCCUCCCUGCUCCUCCUCGUCGCCCGUCUCCGCCUCGAGUCUUUCUCCCUCCACCCCGUUGAUCGAGGGCGAAAGUAGUGCCGCGCCUCCCGAGAAUUCCCUAACCGAAACUAUAGAGAUUUUAGACGACGAGGAAGACGAUGAGAUGGGGGAAACGGAGUGCGACGAGGUUGUUUUGAUACCGAAUACGGUUAUGAGUGAAGAUAUACUCAAAGGGUUUGAAGAACUCAGAAGAGCUAAUUCGGGUUCGACUCGGUUUCAGACUCGCGAUAAUUCGCUAUCUCCGUGGAACUUCUCCGCCGCCGCCGCCGGCGGUGGUGGUUGUUGAGUGGCCGCUAAAGUUGGACUAGUUUUUUUCUCGAGUCCACUUUUUCAUGUUUGUGCGCCAAGUGGAAUGGAGAGGAUAUUGUAGGAAGAAUCUCUUCCCUCUCCACCACCUUUUGACCUUCUUUUUUUUUCUUUUUCUUUUUCUUUUGCCUUCAAUUAAUUUCAUUUUGCACAGACAAUAUCAGCAACUGUUUUCAUUUUUGAAUUAGCUAAUCCCAUCUUCACUAUUUCAGGACAAUUU
Rhododendron vialii is the source of this 1517-nucleotide messenger RNA. Its product is annotated as WRKY transcription factor 22. The record is from RefSeq and is a predicted model, not a curated record. The coding region runs from base 204 to 1277 and encodes 357 amino acids. Gene Ontology annotation, molecular function: transcription cis-regulatory region binding; DNA-binding transcription factor activity. The transcript is spliced from 3 exons. Lineage: Eukaryota; Viridiplantae; Streptophyta; Magnoliopsida; Ericales; Ericaceae. Gene Ontology annotation, biological process: regulation of DNA-templated transcription. Gene Ontology annotation, cellular component: nucleus.